Molecule: messenger RNA, 357 nt
Organism: Benincasa hispida (wax gourd)
Lineage: Eukaryota; Viridiplantae; Streptophyta; Magnoliopsida; Cucurbitales; Cucurbitaceae
Source: RefSeq, a predicted model, not a curated record
AUGUCUCUAUAUGCACUAGUGUUUGGCAAAGCUUUUCAUCUACCAUUGAAGCUGGAACACAAGACAUAUUGGGCCAAUAAGAAGCUAAACUUCAAUCUCGACGCAACUGGAGAGGCUUAUGAGAACGUCAAAAUUUAUAAGGAGAGAAUGAAGUAUUGGCAUGAUCAACGCAUAAGAAAGUUAAAAUCGCAUCGGCCUGAGCCCUUUGUGAUCAAGGAGAUUUUCCCUAAUGGAGUUGUAGAGUUAACAAAUGAAGAUGGCUUAAACACAUUCAAGGUCAAUGGACAAAGAAUCAAAUCCUAUUAUGAAGGUGAUUUUGACCCCAAAAAAGUCUACAUAGACCUUGGAAAGCCUUAA